Messenger RNA from Psammomys obesus (fat sand rat), 1537 nucleotides. RefSeq names its product methyltransferase like 24 (gene Mettl24). NCBI's taxonomy places the organism in Eukaryota, Metazoa, Chordata, Mammalia, Rodentia, Muridae. The record is from RefSeq and is a predicted model, not a curated record. Bases 81 to 1172 code for a protein of 363 amino acids. The transcript has 5 exons.
CCCUUUGGGACGCUUCUUUUCUGGCGGCCGGGAGCUGAGGGUGGGACUCAGACCGCAGCCAGAGGCCGGGGGUCUCCGCCAUGGGCACCGCCAGGUCUCCCGGGCGCGGCUGCGGAGCCCUGACCCGGGGGCUGCUGGGCGCCGUGCUGCUGCUGGGCCUGCGGCUGUGCAUGGAGUUGCGUCAGGCGGGCUCGGGACCUCCGGGCCGCCGCGACCCCCCGGGGCCCCCCGGGCCUCCCCACGUGCUGCUGGCGCCCGGCCCUCCGCGCGGAGCCAGAAGGAGGCAGGUGACCUACGUGCGCAGCGGGCGCCGAGCGCCGCCCCGGGGUGGUGGCAGCACGACGCCGGAGCCGAGCUGCUGUGCCCAGCGUGGGCUUCCCCGCAGGAAGGGUCCCCGGUGGCGCAUAGAGCUCCAGCCAUGGGCAGGCCCUGCUCAGUCCCUGGAUGAAGAAGCCUCAAGGUUCCUGAGCUACAUCAGUACCACUCAGAUUGCAUGCGAUCACAUGGGUACAGACAGCUUGGCUGCUGACUCCAGCCCUGCAACGAAGCCCUGGCUGGUGUGUCUUGAUGACAGGUUUGGCUUAGCUCAUCAAAUCCGCGACAAGCGGUGCCGCCUCUACUCUUUAGGGCUGGGAAGCGAUGACACACACUUUGAGGUGAGCAUGGCCAAUGAUGGAUGUGAAGUUCAUCGCUUUGAUCCUAGUGUCAAAUCAGCCCAUGUUCUGGAGAGCCAGCGCCUCUGGCACCACCGCCUGUCCAUCGACUGGCGGGAUCCGCAUCCGGCUGUGGCUGCUCAGAAGCCCCACAGCAACACCAGAAAACUGGGAAGCGUUUUGAAUGAAUUUGGGCAUUACAAGAUUGAUGUACUCAAGGCAGAUCUGGAAAGUGCAGAAUGGAAAGUUUUAGAAAACCUGAUUCUGGAGGAUGUCCUCGGACAGAUUGGCCAGCUCCUCUUUGAGAUUCACCUCCACUGGCCUGGCUUUGAGGUCAGUGGCAGCGAGAGCAGUGUGGUGCGGUUUUGGUACAGCCUCCUGAAGGAGUUGGAGCGGAAGGACUUCAGACUUUUCCACACCUAUAAAGACUUAUCUAAGCCUCAGCUCUUCCUGAAGAAAGACAUUUUCAACGCCAGCAGCUGUUAUACCCUGAGUUGGGUGAAUACGAGAUGGAGAUAGGAUGCAGCCGCGCGCACAACAGGGAGAACUAUUUGCAGACAGAUGCAUCCGUGCUUCCGGUCGCGGAGUCACGCCUCCAGCCUCCACUGGUCUGUUUCCUGCGUGAUGCCGCAGCGAUCGUGUUAUAAGAGUACACGAAGUACACGAUCUGUAUAAGAGUACACGAUCUGUAUAAGAGUACACGAAGCCUUGAGCUUGACAAUGGACAGCGGCUCGGAGGGACAUCUCUCCUGGCCCUGCGCUUUUGCCUUUGACGGAGCGGGGUAUGCCCCCUCCGCUCUCACUUGGAGGGUAGGAAUACCCUGCUCCUGCCAGUUUCUGGUUGCCUUAGAAUCCAUUAUGUAUCUAUAGCUCACGAAUUUACA